Messenger RNA from Balaenoptera musculus (blue whale), 2323 nucleotides. RefSeq names its product autophagy related 12 (gene ATG12). Gene Ontology annotation, biological process: autophagy of mitochondrion; nucleophagy; C-terminal protein lipidation. Bases 308 to 730 code for a protein of 140 amino acids. NCBI's taxonomy places the organism in Eukaryota, Metazoa, Chordata, Mammalia, Artiodactyla, Balaenopteridae. Gene Ontology annotation, cellular component: Atg12-Atg5-Atg16 complex; cytoplasm; phagophore assembly site membrane. The record is from RefSeq and is a predicted model, not a curated record. The transcript has 4 exons.
GGAGCUCGAAGCAUAGGGGCGCCUGCGCACCCGGCGGCUCACUGGGACGUUGCCUACUGACCUUUUCCGGAAACUUGCUGUUGGGGGGUUGGGGGGGGGUUGUGGAGAAACAGUAGUUGGUCUAUCAGCGAUCAGGGGACUGCAACAGGUUCGACGCAGAGGACCAACCUGCAAUUCCGACUUUCAGUGGUGGGUUGGGUUCUCCCCGCCCCUACUCCGGCGCCUCCCAAGCGCCGCUCUCCGGCACAAAGCCCGCCCACUGCAUGCGCUGAGCCACCACUUCCGCCCUCACCUCCCUCCAAGCAAGAUGGCUGAGGAGCCGGAGUCUGCGCUGCAGCUCCCUCCCUCAAUUGCUGCUGAAGGUGAAGGACCCACGGAGGUCUCCCCAGAAACAGCCACUCCGGAGCCCCCAUCUUCCGCUGCAGUCUCUCCGGGAACAGAGGAACCUGCCGGUGACACCAAGAAGAAAAUUGACAUCCUGCUAAAGGCUGUGGGAGACACUCCUAUAAUGAAAACAAAGAAAUGGGCUGUAGAGCGAACCCGAACCAUCCAAGGACUCAUUGACUUCAUCAAAAAGUUCCUUAAACUGGUGGCUUCAGAACAGUUGUUUAUUUAUGUGAAUCAGUCCUUUGCCCCCUCCCCAGACCAGGAAGUUGGAACCCUCUAUGAGUGUUUUGGCAGUGAUGGUAAACUGGUCCUGCAUUACUGCAAAUCUCAGGCAUGGGGAUGAGCUACAGAGGAAAAGAUAUUGCUAACUUAAAAUGAAGUCUUCACAAGGAAAAGCUCUGAAAAGUUUUGAUCUUGUGGCAAGAGACUUGUGGAUGUGAUCUCUUCAGCAUGCAUCUACUGUGACCAUGUCUAUACAUUUAAAAUAUCCACAGAGUAGAUGGACUCACAAAAAUGUGAUUUGUAUUAAAACACAAAUCAGCAUAAAAGAUGGACAUUAGGGUUUACCCAUUACUACAACUAUUGCUCCCAGAGCUGCCUCCAAAGUAUUGAAAGGAGACUAAGAUUAUAUAAGCUGCUUUUGUACCACUUCUCAAAAUGACUGAAAUUGUUUACUUGAAAAAUUAGCACUCUGCUGAUUCCCCCCACCACCCAUAAAAGUCAAUUUAUUAAAGAAUUCUUUUGGGGCUUAUUCAGGGGAGUGCAAUUUGUUUGAGGUAUGUGAUAUGCCUUUUCUCGUUUACAUUUCUAUCUACAGUGUUACGUUGUGAAACAAAGUUGCAUUGACCUGCUGGCUUUAUACCUUGCAUAGUCCAGUAGAGGGCAACCCAGCUGGCAGGAAGAGUUAGGCAGUUUGGUUUUACCUCUUUGCCAGAAGAUAAUAGCUAUUCCUGCUAAUUUCUAGCAAACAUCUAGCCAAGAGAGCACACAUGUUGACACACCGGAAGAUGCUUUAGAGAAAAAUUUGUGGUUUCAGUUUAACUGUUUUAUUGGGAAACAAGGAAUUUUACAGAUUUUGGACAAAUGAGUCAUCUAACUAUUUUCAAUCUUAUCAUGUAAUGAUUCUUGAGUCCCAGUGGUUAUAACUGUGGUAUUAAUCUCUCUCUUACUUUUACAGUGUCGAAAGCACUCAAUGAGUAAACGAGGCAGCAUCUUUCAGUUUUUUAUAAUGAAUUUUCCAACUUGAAAAUACCCAAAGAAUAAUUGGAAAAUAGCUAGAUUUUAUGUGUAUUUCAUGCCAUGACUAAAAGUACCAUUUUUUACUGAUGCUAUUAAACUGAUAAUUGCUUUAAAUAAGAUUUAACCUUUUUUCUUCAUUCUGUAUUGUAUUUGUAAAACAGCAUUUUUUUAAAAAAUCCAAUAAAUUGAAUGGAAUGUUCAAACAGGAUCUAAGGUGUAUGCAAGAAUUCUAAGUGUUUAUUUUCGAAGGUGAUGAGAAUGAUAUGAUUUUGUCAAAGGACUUUGAACUACACUUAUGUCCUUUAAGUCCCAGAAUGUACUUUAUGGUUAAUGAUCUGCCAUACAUUAUCAUUAAGGGAUGCUAAGGAAAGUUCAGUUUAAGGUGAUGAAAUCACUGUUCAGUUCUCAUUCUUCUGCCCGAGAACAAAUUGCUCAGUCCCCUUAUAAUGAUGUCCCUGUUUAAUAAAUUAAUGCAGCUAGUAUUUAGCACUGAAAUAAUACAGGUUUGAAUUGUGUAAAGGCUAAGUAAGAAAUUAGGACGGUAUGUUGAAAGCUGGAAAGAAUAUUAUUUUCAGGUCAAAUAAGUUGAAUAUGGGAAGGAUCUGUUCUCUAGUUUGUGCUCUUACAGUUUACUGAAGGAUAUGAAUAUAUUUAUAUGCAUAUAUAUUUAACAGAUAGCAAAAAUGUGUUUAAUCUA